This is a messenger RNA of Suillus subalutaceus, 1012 nucleotides long. RefSeq lists its product as uncharacterized. The coding region runs from base 1 to 993 and encodes 330 amino acids. The transcript has 4 exons. Lineage: Eukaryota; Fungi; Basidiomycota; Agaricomycetes; Boletales; Suillaceae. The record is from RefSeq and is a predicted model, not a curated record. Gene Ontology annotation, molecular function: protein binding.
AUGAUCCUUGGUAAGCUCAAAGUCAGUGAUUUUAUGACGGGGAUUGUGAGAACAUUUCACGAGGACCUUCGAUGGAUCACUGGCAUCGAUAUUUCCGUGGACAACAUGCUACUAGCGGGUGCGUCGACCGAUAGGACAGUGCGGAUAUGGAACUUGGACGCAGGAAAACUUGUGGCUGGUCCAUUCAAAUGUAGUGAUAAUGCUUAUCCUGGCGACCUAGCACUUCGAUUCUCGAAAGACUCGGAAGCUGGCGGUAUCCAAGCACGAAAAUUGGAUAUACAAAAAUCUACUCCCGUUUCGGGGUCAAUUGUUCCGGUCUUCUGGACAGCAAAAGACAAAUUCAUCGUAGCCCAAUUCAGAUUCACUAUAGAUGACUACCCAAUGGCGAUCUAUGAGUUUGACGCGUCCACGCUCAAGACUAUCGGAGCUCCUUUCAAAGGGCACACCAUCAAGCUAUGGACCUUCCAAUCCUGCCAGUUCCUUGCCUCAUUCGACGUCCAAAAUACUCCAUUCACCCUCGUCCUCUCGCCCGAUUCACGCCAAUUGGCUUACACGCUUAUGGAUGACACCAAGAUCUACAUAUGGAACAUCCCAGCCAACAUCCUCGCUAGCAUUGGGCUUGCAGAAGAACUGCAACCUAGUGUAUUAAAUGUGAACGUUCGCGCCACGCUGGUCUACCCAAACUCCGAUGCAACACGUCUCUUUGACUACAAGGGACCCGCAUGCUUUCUACGCAAACUCCUUCCCUCCCAUACGGACGCAGUCCGUCCUACUCACACUGACGAGCCUCGUGAUCCUGUUUCUUAUCUUCCCACUCGACUCGACGGUUCUCUUGCAGUUCCCUGCUACAUCCCCCCUACCUCAUCCAUCUAUAAAACCAGACAAGAACUCUUGACCCACACCGGCACCACCCACCAUCCAAUCUUUUGCCAUCAAUACUUCCCCAACCCUCAAAUCCAGCUUACAUUGACUAUCGACAUGGUGGCCCUCUGACAGAUCAUGCAUCGCCGGC